Messenger RNA from Drosophila eugracilis, 2492 nucleotides. It is a transcript of the gene TrpRS-m, whose product is annotated as tryptophan--tRNA ligase. Gene Ontology annotation, molecular function: tryptophan-tRNA ligase activity; ATP binding. NCBI's taxonomy places the organism in Eukaryota, Metazoa, Arthropoda, Insecta, Diptera, Drosophilidae. The transcript is spliced from 3 exons. Gene Ontology annotation, biological process: mitochondrial tryptophanyl-tRNA aminoacylation. Gene Ontology annotation, cellular component: mitochondrion; mitochondrial matrix. The coding region runs from base 140 to 2137 and encodes 665 amino acids. The record is from RefSeq and is a predicted model, not a curated record.
CUCGCGGAGCACAGUGUCAAAAUUUCUGGCGUUUGAAAUAAAUAGUUAUUUUUUGGGAUUGAUUAUUCAGUUUAGCACCGCAUUAUUCCAAACAUUUUUUGCUUAAAGGUUUGGGGUACAAAAUUCAUAACUCAUUGCAAUGUUCCGACUUGGCAAGCUCCGUGGCAGCCUGUCUAAGGUUGCCAAAAAUGAACCAUCAGCUGUGCGGUUCCAAAGGCGCUGCAUUCAGGCAAGGAGUUUCUUGCCGGGACUGGCCAGCCGGACUUCUGGAACGCCCUCGGCUACAGCCCAGGUUACCAGUGGUGGUAAACAGAACUCUCAGUCGCAGGUUCAGCCAUCCGAUAAUGUCCCCAAAGAUAAUAACAGCCGAUGGCCAAGGAAAAUCUUUAGUGGCAUCCAGCCGACAGGAUCCCUGCAUCUAGGUAAUUACCUGGGCGCAGUGCGCAAGUGGGUGCAAUUGCAGAAUUCCCGUGACGAUGUUACGGUCUGCAUUGUAGACCUGCACUCCAUCACAAUGCCCCACAAUCCGCCGCUACUGCGCGAGAACAUUUUCACGAUGGCCGCCACGUUACUUGCCUGCGGCAUGGACCCCGCCAAAAGCACCAUCUUUGUCCAGUCCGCCGUGGCUGAGCACGCCGAGUUCAAUUGGAUCCUCAGCUCGUUGACGACCAUGCCGCGUUUGGCUCAACUGCCGCAGUUCCGGGAGAAGUCCCGCCUGCUAAAAGAUGUCCCCCUGGGCUUGUACGUCUAUCCGGUUCUUCAAGCAGCUGAUAUAAUGCUCUACAAGGCCACCCAUGUUCCUGUGGGAGCUGAUCAAAUACAGCACAUCCAACUGGCCCAGCACUUGGCCAAAACUUACAAUGGUCGAUAUGGCGAGACGUUCCCUGUGUGCCACGCCAUUAUCGAGGACGGUGAUGCCUCCCGGGUGCUGUCCCUGCGUGAUCCUUCCAAAAAGAUGUCCAAAUCGGAGGCCAAUCCUAAGGCCACCAUUAAUUUGUGCGACUCUGCUGACCUUAUUACGCAGAAGAUAAAGAAAGCGGUCACAGACUUCACCUCGGACAUUACUUACAAUCCUGGCAAGCGCGCAGGCGUCAGUAACCUGGUUAACAUACAUUCCCAAGUUACGGGACAGUCCAUUAAGACAGUGGUCGAUGAGGCCGCCACCCUGGACACGGCGAAGUACAAAGACAGAGUGGCCGAGGCUGUGGUUGAACAUUUGCGUCCGAUCCGGGAGCAGAUUCAUCAUCAUAUGACAAGGCGCAACGAAAUGAUCUAUUUGCUGGAAGUGGGAGCGGAAAAGGCGCGUCAGCAAGCCCAUCAGACGUUGAACGAUGUGAAGCAACGUCUGGGAUUGGGCACCAGUGUUAAUAUUCCGGCUGCCGUGCAUGUGGCCCCGCUUUUACCUGUACCUGAAGUUUCCAAGACCUCGGCCAGCAGGCGAAUGUCUGCAGCGAAUGACGGCAGCGUCCACGAGCGUCACGAGCGAAUGUAUGGAUUCGGGGAUCAGCCAAGCGGCGGACCUGGUCAACCGACCACCGGGGAACUACCUGAGAUGACAAAAGCGGCAGUUCCGCGAAUGAUCCGUCGUCCACCAGUCGUGCCCGCUCAAUCUCUCCGCGUGGAGAAGCAGCCGGGCAGUACCCGGACACGUCACGUAUUCCAGAUGGACACAUGCAAUGCACCACAUAUUGGGUUCAAGGCCCCGCCGAAAUUUGCGGCCAGCAUGGUCACCGGAGGUCUAUCGAAGACCAUGCGACCGACUGUUAAACCUAUAUCUGGCUCCUUGGGAUUCGGGCAGCACUCGCAUGGUGGCUCUUACAAGAACAGCCAGAACGUUAACCCCAGUGCAGUGUCCACUAUUGCCCGCGAAGUAAAUGCUGCUAAGAAGCAGGAAUUCAACUUAACCAACUCUGCCUUCUACACAUCUGCCCUUGAAUCAUGUACGAGUUCCAAGCGCCCCAGUGAAACCACCACUUCCAAGGCUGGAGACAGUGAGUUUAUCAUUGUCGCAAACGAUGAGGAGGAGCAGUCUUCCUCUGAGGAGCAACGCGAAGAGGUUGAGGAUGAGGAGACUGUGGAUCGGGAAAGUGAAACUACAGAGCGCAAAGCCACUGAAGCUACCAAAGUCGAGAUUUAAGUCUAGGAAACAUUGCAAUUGUUAUUAGUGUAGUACAAGUAUACUUAGAUAACAUUUCUGUUAAAUCUGCCGUUUUUAUAAUAAUAGUAGACUGGAGAGGACUUGUCAAUAUUGAAAGAUAUGUCAAUAAUUUAAGAAGUAUUUUAAACUGCAAUUUGAUGUAUCUAAAUCGAAUGACAAAUGUAAAACGAAUAGCUACAAUUAUUGUUAUAUAUAAUUUUAUAUACACUAUAAGAGCAAUAAUAUGGUCCCUUAAAACGUAAAAUCCCACGUUAUUAAAUGGAUGGCUUGCUUAAAGUGCAAAAUUAUAAGCAAAUAUCGCCUUUAAAUAAACUAAAACCAUUGUUUAACAUAA